GGUUAAUAUUGUUAUGUGUGAAUUUGAUACUGCCAUUUUGAUGCUAGCUGGCUGUUUUGCCCGUUAGUUGAUGUAGAUUCUUCAUUAUGUUGAUGCUCUUUAGCAUUUAGUGUGAUUUUGGAAUGGCUGGUACUGGUUGUUCCUUUCUAUGUGUAGUGCCUCUUUCAGGAGCUCUUGUAAAGCAGGCCUGGUGGUGACAAAAUCUCUGAGUACUUGCUUGUUUGCAAAGGAUUUUAUUUUUCCUUCACUUAUGAAGCUCAGUUUGGCUGGAUAUGAAAUUCUGGGUUGAAAGUUCUUUUCUUUAAGGUUGUUGAAUAUUGGCCCCCACUCUCUUCUGGCUUGUAGAGUUUCUGCCGAGAGAUCUGCUGUGAGUCUGAUGGGCUUCCCUUUGUGGGGGACCCAACCUUUCUCUCUGGCUGCCCUUAGUAUUUUCUCCUUUAUUUCAACCCUGGUGAAUGUGACGAUUAUGUGCCUUGGGGUUGCUCUUCUUGCAGAAUAUCUUUGUGGUGUUCUCUGUAUUUCCUGCAUUUGAGUGUUGGCCUACCUUGCUAGGUAGGGGAAAUUUUCCUGGAUAAUGUCCUGAAGAGUAUUUUCCAGCUUGGAUUCAUUCUCUUCGUCACAUUCUGAUACACCUAUCAAAUGUAGGUUAAAUCUCUUCAGAUAGUUUCACAUUUCUUGGAGACUUUGUUCAUUCCUUUUUGCGCUUUUUUCACUAAUCUUGGUUUCUUGUUUUAUUUCAUUGAGUUGAUCUUCGACUUCUGAUAUUCUUUCUUCUGCUUGGUCAAUUCGGCUGUUGAAACUUGUGCAUGCUUCACGAAGUUCUCGUAUUGUGUUUUUCAGUUCCUUCAGUUCAUUCAUAUUCCUCUCUAAGUUAUCCAUUCUUGUUAUCCUUUCCUCUAAUCUUUUUUCAAAUCUUUUUUCAAGGUUCUUAGUUUCUUUGCAUUGAUUUAAAACAUGUUCUUUUAGCUCACAAAAGUUUCUGAUUAUCCACCUUCUGAAGUCUAAUUCCAUCAUUUUGUCACAGUCUUUCUCCGUCCAGCUUUGUUCCCUUGCUGGUGAGGAGUUUUGGUCCUUUGUAGGAGGUGAGGUGUUCUGGUUUCGGGUGUUUUCUUCCUUUUUGCGCUGGUUUCUUCCCAUCUUUGUGGAUUUAUCCACCUGUCAUCUGAGUAGUUGCUGACUUUUCGAUUGGGUCUCUGAGUGGACGCCCAAAUUGUUGAUGAUGAAGUAUUUCUGUUACUUGGUUUUCCUUCUACCAGUCUAGCCCCUCCACUGUACGACAGCUGUGGUCCACUCCAGGCCCUGCUUGUCUGGGGUGCACCUAUAGCAGCUGUGGAACACUGAGGGAUGCUACCAGUUUCUUUUUCUGCUAUAUUUGUCCCAGAAUGAUGCCUGCCAAAUGUCAGUCUUCUGGAUAUAGAGGGGUCAGGGAGCUGCUUGAGGAGACAGUCUGUACUUUAUAGGAGCUCAAGUGCUGAGCUGUAAGCUCUGUUGUUCAUUCAGGGCUGUUAGGCUGCUAUGUUUAAUUCUACUGCAGCAGAACUCAUAAAGAAAAAUACUUUUUUUUCAGAUGCUCUGUCUCGGGGGGUUGGGGCUUUCUUUAUGAGUGUCCGUUGCGCUGUCCUGCCCAGCUAGGAGGCAGUCUAGUCACUAUUUGCCUGCCGAGGCUCCGCCCUGCUGGUGUGAGGUCCGCCCUGUUGCUGCAGGCUCUUCCCUGCCGCUGCGGUCUCCACCCUGCUGCCACGGGCUAUGCCCUGCGGCGGAGUCUCUCUAUUGUGGCUGGUUGCCUCGGCAAUGGCAGGUUGCGUCAGCAAUGGUAGUGUAACCUCAGUAGGGGCGGAUUGCCUCAGUAAUGGCGGACGCCCCUCCCCCACCAAGCUGCACCGUCCUGGGUUCAGCUGUGCCCGCAGUGAAACUCUCCACGUAGAGCGUUUGGAAUCACUGUUUCGUUUGCCCCACUGUGCUGGCCCAAACGCCGUUUCCCUGAAAUCUCCUGGCCUGGCUCACUGUCCAAGUCCCGUUCAAUCAGAUGGAUAUGCCAAUCUGCCCUCUCAAGUCUCCAAUUGCCAGUUAAACAGGGUAUCCGGACCAGUGCGCUUUGUGCGGAGCACUGUGGAGCCCCAGUGUGCUGUAGCGCCGGCCGCCGGCUGCACCAGCCAAAACCACUGCGCUGGCGUCCCGCAUCUCUUUUAUACCUGGGAAUAUCCCCGUUCUGUGGGCAACAAAGAUCCGUCUGGAAAUGCGGCCCUGACUCACCCUCCGCAAGUUCACGGAGAGCUUCAAUCCUGGGUUGUUCUCACUGCUCCAUCUUGAAUCGGUCAAGACUCCAUCUCAAAAAAAAAAAAAAAAAAAAGAAAGAAGGGAGAAUCACUUAAGACCAGACCAGCCUGGACAACAUAGCAAGACCCUGGCUCUACAGAAAAACAAAGAGAAUUAUCUGGGCAUAGAGGUACACAUCUUUAGUCCCAGCUUUUUUGGAGGCUAAGGUGGGAAGAUCACUUGAGCCCAGGAGUUCAAGGCUGUAGUGAGCUAUGAUUAAUUUCACUGCUGUACUCCAGCCUAGGUGACAGAGUGAGACCCUGUCUCUUUUAAAAAAAAAAAAUUCAUAUGCGGAUGUGAUACAGAUCCAUCAAAUGGGAGUAAAGCAUGAUUGAGAAUUUUUCCAUUAAAAAAGAAUACAUGUGUAAAGUAUUGCUAGUUACCUGUAGAAUGUGACUGCUAAUUGGAGCUGGAAGGGAAUACUUAACUUUGCACUGUGUGUUCUUUUGUAUUCUUUCUCUUCUUUUUCAUGUGUCUGUUUUCAUGUUGUUUUAGAAAUAGUCAAAAGAACACAUGUAUGUGUAAUUGGAUAUACAUUCUGGAAUAUAUUUCUAAAAAUGGAACAAAAGUUGUCUUGAGUAAUUUAGUCUGAUUUACCUUGUUUUGUUUUGUUUUCAAUUUAAACAUUUUUCCUGACGUGAUUGUAUUUAAUUUGCAUUUAUUUUUAGCUUUAAUUAUAGAGAAAGUAUAGGCUUGUGACCCAAGCUUGACCUACUUCAUCAGGAGCUAGAUAUACGAGGAAAACAGGAAUAGAACAAAGGUCUGCAACCCCGGGGGUUGCAGACUGAUACCAGCCCCUGGCCUAUUAGGAACCUGGCUGCAUAGCAGUAAGUGAACGGUAAGUGAGCGAGCAUUACCACCUGAGCUCCGCCUCCUGUCAAAUCGACAGUAGCAUAAGAUUCAAUAGGAGCGUGAAUCUUAUUGUGAACUAUGCACGUGAGGGACCUAGUUUGUGCACUACUUAGGAGAAUAGAAUGCCUGGUGAUCUGAGAUGGAAUAAUUUCAUCCCGAGAUCAUUCCCCCAACCCUGCUGUCUGUGGAAAAAAUUGUCUUCCACGAAACAUGUCCCUGGUGCCAAAAAGGUUGGUAACCUCUGAUGUACUCUGGUAAUUUGUGGCAACAUCAGUAAUAUUGAGUUUGUGGAGGAAGGAGAAGCAGCAGAGCAAAAGCAGUGGCUCUCUCGUGCUGGUGAGGCUGUACCAUCUACUUUUCCAUGACAACAGUACUCUCACAAGUCUGGUUUCCUAGUGUGAUCCUGGCUGUGGUCCAGAAUAUUGCUGCCCCAGUUUGUGUUCAUUUUCCAAGCCUAGUUUUCCUGGAGCUACCUGGUCCCUUGUGUAAAUGAGCCAAAGUCAAUUUAUUGCUAGAAAACUGAGAAACCACAUUUCUUAUAAACUUCUUAUAAAGCCAUCUGCCACAACCUAGAUUCUCAUCUUGUAUUUUAAAAAUAUAGUUUAGACAACAAAUGUUUCUAAGUGAGAAGAUGAUAAGCAUUUUGGGUGGAACUAUCUUUCAUUAUGCAGUACUUUCUUGUCCAUUUCCAGAUGAUUAGCAGCCUUGAUCUCAAUUUUUAAAUGCCAGUAGGACCCCCUUAGUCACCGUGAGAAAUGAAACAACCUCACACAUUUCUACUCACUCUGGAGAGGUAGGGGGAGAUACCACACAUCCAUGAGAACAACUGGAUGAGAUGAUUGAUGAGAUGUCUAUGAGAUCUGUAGUUCUAGGAGUCUGUCAUUUUGUUAUUUCUUAAUAUUUAAUGAGAUUUGCCAGGCUCACUGAGUUUUUUUUUUUUUGAGACCGAGUUUCGCUCUUGUUACCCAGGCUGGAGUGCAAUGGUGCAAUCUCGACUCACCGCAACCUCCGCCUCCCAGGUUCAGGCAAUUCUCCUGCCUCAGCCUCCCGAGUAGCUGGGACUACAGGCACACGCCACCAUGCCCAGCUAAUUUUUUGUAUUUUUAGUAGAGACGGGGUUUCACCAUGUUGACCAGGAUGGUCUCGAUCUCUGGACCUCGUGAUCCACUCACCUCCGCCUCCCAAAGUGCUGGGAUUACAGGCUUGAGCCACCACACCCGGCCCCACUGAGUUUUUAAAAUAUAUUUUCAAGAAAAUACAUGUGCUUCCAGCUUCUGGUAAUAGAGAAAUAGCUCCUUACAGACUAAUUCAUCUGUGGAUUACUACUACACUCUGGAUAAAAUAUAAGAAACCUGAAGGUACUAGAGAGAAAUCAGAAGCAGACAGAUACUGGACACCUGUGUAUAUUUGAAAGAAGGAAUUGUCAGCAGCUAAACUUUCUGGUUUUUAUAGCUUUUUGCCUGGGAGUAUGCCACAGGCAGCACCAACAGAAUGAUCAAAACUUGGUCACAAACCUGCAGUCUUACUGGUGUGAAGAAUCACAAGAUAGAGUUUGAGGCAAACUUAGCAACUGGAACGCGAGAGGAGGAAUUUUGGAAAGGAGAGAGGCAGAGAAGGGGAGCCCCAAAUUCUGUGCACAACCUCUGCCUAAAUCUUUAGUUGACCCCUGAACCAUACAUGCACAGGACAGACUCAAAGUAGCCCAAAUAAGAAUUGAAUAGAGAUAUUCAAUGCUGUCCAUUAGAGAGGUGGGUGUCCGAGUUUGGAAUUUAAGUCCAACUAAAUUGACUACCUGCUUAAAGAAAUCAGUACUCUUCAAAGGAACCUAACAAAAUCCAGAGUUUCUACAUUGUGUACUAUACAACUUCCAGGAUGAGGUAGGCAUAUGUAGAAAUGGGAAAGUGCAACCAAAGUUCAAGAGGAAGAUAAUAAAUAGAGACCAUGACUCAGAUGACCCAGAUGUUGGGAUUCACAGAUAAAGAUAUUAAAAUGGCUAUUAUAACUGUGCUCAAGGACUUAGAGGAAAAUAUACAUGUAAAGAAUGAAACAAUACAAAAUGCAAGCAACAAAAUAGAGACUGUGAAAAAAAGUAAUUCUAGACUAUGAAAUUUUAGAACUGAAAAAUAAAAUACCUGAAAUUGUAAAAUUUUAAAAAAUCACUGUAUAGGCUUAACUUUUGGAAAUGAACAUUAGGAAAAGUCAGUGACACUUGAAGAUAGAUUGAUAGAAAUUAUCCUAUCUAAAAAAAAGAGAAAAAACAGCCUCAGUUACCAACUGAAUGAUAUUAAAAGAUCUAAUAUACAUGAAAUUAGAGUUCUAGAAGGAGAGGGGACAGAGACUGGGGUAAAAUAUAUUAAAAGGAAAUAAUCGCCUAAAGUUUCUCAAAUUUGGUAAAAAACAUAAAUUUACAGUUUAUAACAUUUGAUGAAUCUCAAGCAGGAUAAAUACAAAGGAAGUCAUAGCUACACACAUCAUUGACCAGUGGCAUGCAGUAGAAAUAUAGUGUGAACCAAGAAUGCAAGCCACAUACCUAACAUAAAAUUUUUCACCAGCCACAUUAAAAAAUAAACAGAAGCAAAUAAAUUAACUUUAAUGAUGUAUUUUAUUUGACCCUGUAUAUCCAAAUAUUAUUUCUACUGGUAAUCAAUAUAAAAUUGUUAUUGAGAUAACUUUCAUAUAUGUUUGCAUAGGUAUGUAUAUGUUGUGUGUGUGUGUAUAUACUUUUAAGUAAAUCAUCUGGUAUGUAUUUUAUACAGAUAACAUGUCUCAAUUCAGAAAAGCCACAUUACACAUAUUCAGUAGCCUCAUGUAGCUAGCUGGUCUCUACCAUAUUGGGAAAAGUCAGAGAAAUCACAAAAACCAAAGAUUUGAAAGCAGGCAGAAAAUAAAUUGUAUUACAUGCAGAGAAUCAAUAUUUGAAUGACCAAUGGCUUCUCAUCAGAAACAACAAAGACCAGGAAGCAAUAGAAUGACAUUUUAAAUGCUGAAAGAGAAAAAAAUUCAACCCAGAAUUCUACAUCCAAUGAAAAUACUCUUCAAGAAUGAAGAUGAAAUAAUGGCAUUUUCAAGUAAAAUAAAAUUAAGCUAAUUCAUUGCCAGCAAGCCUGCUCUAUAAGAUAUGCUAAAGGAAGUUACACAAGUUAAAGGAAAAAUAUACCAGAUGGGAACUCUGAUUUUAGGAAUAAUGAAGAGCAUUAGAAAUGGUAGCUAUCUGGAUAAAUAUAAAAUACAUUUUUUCCCUCGAUUUCUUUAAAAUGCAGCUGACUGAUUAAAGCAAAAUAAUACUAUUGUAUUAUAGUAGAGGGUUUACAACGUAGGUAGCUAUAGUGCAAAUAACAACUGUGAAGAUAGAAUUUAUUUACAUCUCGUAAUGUAAACAUAACAUAAAAGUUUUGUAUGCAUCAUACAUACAUACAUACAUACAUACAUACAUACAUACAUAUCUGGACUGGGAAAGGUCUCUCUUUUUCUCUGAAAAAAGCUCUAUUUUUAUUUCUGGGGAUUCUUGGAUUUUUUUUUUUUUUUGAGACAGAGUUUCCCUCUGUUGCCCAGGCUGGAGUGAACUGGUGUGAACUUGGCUCACUGCAGCUUCCCUGGGUACAAACAGUUCUCAUGCCUCAGCCUCCUGAGUAGCUGAGACUACAGGCACAUGAAACCACGCCUGGCUAAUUUUUUGUAUUUUUAGUAGAGAUGGGGUUUCACCAUGUUGCCAAGGCUGGUCUUGAACUUCUGAGCUAAGGCAGUCCACCCAGCUUGGGUUCCCAAAGUGCUAGGGUUAUAGGUGUGAGCCACUGAACCUGGCCAUCAGCUUGUGUGGGUUUUUGUUGUUAUUGUUGUUUGUUUGUUUGUUUGUUUGUUUUUUGAGACUGAGUAUCCCACUGUCACCUAGGCUGGAGUGCAGUGGUGUGAUCUCUGCCUUCCGGGUUCAAGUAAUAUCUCUUGCUUCAGCCUUCCAAGUAGCUGGGAUUACGGGUACCCACCACCACACCCAGCUAAUUUUUGUACCUUUUUUUUUUUAAAGUAGAGAUGGGGUUUCACUGUGGUGGCCAAACAGGUCUCGAACUCUUGACCUCAGGUGAUUCCUGCCUCCGCCUCCCAAAGUGCUGGGAUUAUAAGCGUGAGCCACUGCACCCUGCCUGGCUUGUGUAUUUUUAAGAUCCCAAUGCCACUGGCUACACCCUUAAGCUUCCUUAAUGAUGGCUUGCAACUGGCCUAAAUGAUUUGAUAGGGCUUGCUUGAUUACAUAGAAGACCCCUGCUAAGAGUUCCUCCUUGGAGCUCUCCCACACAAAGAUUCUUCACACAGACCCAGAGAUGUAGAGUGGUCUGUGCAAAUAAAGGGAGACGGCACAUGGAGUAUCUCUUGGCUUUCCAGUGCUUCCCUGGACUCUCUUUCUCUUGCUGUGUUGUACCCUUUGCCUUUAAAUGUAAAUCUUAACAUGAAUAUGCUCAGUGAAAUUUGGUUAAGUACUGUCAACUCUAUGAACUGGGAAUAAUCUUUGUAACAACUGUAGCAUAAAGAAAGGUGGUGGUGAUACUCACAAAGUUCUUGCAUUCAAUGUGAAAUGAUAUAUUAGCUCUAAAUAGAUGAUGAGUAACCAAAACUACUAUAAUUAUUAGAGUAACCACUAAAAAUGCAAAGAGGUCUAACUAAAAAGUCAACAUAUAAGUUAAAAUGGAAUUUAAGAAAAUUCAAAGCAAAGGAAGACACACACAUACAUACAUACAAUCUCCCUAACUGUAAAACACUGUAAGCCUAAUGGUAGGGUAUAAAGUAAUAAGUGAAAGAUUGCUUUUCUGCCCCUCUCCACAAAUAUCAAAGAAUAAUGAGGGUGACAGCUUGUAUUCUUCCGGAGAGUUUUGUAUGCAUCAUGCAUAUGUACAUACAGAUGUAGAAUUUUUAACAAAUAUAGAUCGUUUUGUGGCUGGCUUUUUCAUAUGAAUCAACAAUAUGUCCAGGUCAAAUUCCAAUGUCACACAGAUCUACCUAAUUAUAUUAAAGGCUGCAUAACAUUUUGUCGAAUAAAUGUACUGUAAUCUGCUUAUUUAUUUCCUUAUUGAUAGAUAUGUAGGUUGUCUUCAAUUGUUCACAUUGUAUUUCUUUCCUAUUGCUGUUAUAACAAAUUACCACAAACUCAGCAUCUUAAAACAAUGUAAAUUUAUUCUUUUACAGUUCUGGAAGUCAGAAGUCUGAAAUCAGUUUUCCUGGCUUGAGGAGUCCAUGACAUUCAGGGAUGUGGCUGUGUUCUUCAGCCAGGAUGAGUGGUUGCACCUGGACUCUGCCCAGAGAGCCUUGUACCGGGAGGUGAUGUUGGAGAACUACAGCACUCUUGUCUCACUGGGGAUUCCAUUUUCAAUGCCAAAGGUGAUUCAUCAGUUGCAACAAGGACAAGAUCCCUGCACAGUGGAAGGAGACGUCCCUUCCAAUACCUGUCUAGGUUUCAAGACUUGGCCUGAAACAGAAGCAUUGCCUCAUCGGCAGGAUAUUUUUAUAGAAGAAACAUUGCAGGGAAUGAUGAAGAAAGAAUUCAUUAAGUAUGGUCACUGGGACAUUAACUUUGAAGAAGCUGUGGAAUUUGAGAGCAGGACAGAAGAGGAACAAGAAAAGAAACCUUCUAGGCAAAUGAUAGUCUCACAUGAGAAAACCAUCAGUGAAGAUGGAAACCAUACAAGUCUUGAAUUGGAGAAAAACUUACUUACAAAUACAGCUCUCGUUACACAACAGAGUGUUCCUGUAGAAAGGAUACCCGAUAUGUAUUAUACAUUUGGGAAAGAUUUUAAACAGAAUAUUGAUCUCAUGAAAUGCUUCCAAAUUUACCCAGGAGGAAAACCUCACAUCUGUAAUGAAUGUGGGAAGAGCUUCAAGCAGAAUCUUCAUCUUAUUGAACACCAGAGAAUUCAUACAGGUGAGAAACCCUACAAAUGUAAUGAGUGUGAAAAAACCUUCAGCCACAGAUCAUCCCUUCUUUCUCAUCAGAGAAUUCAUACUGGAGAGAAACCUUAUAAGUGUAAUGAAUGUGAGAAAGCAUUUAGCAACAGUUCAACCCUUAUUAAACAUCUGAGAGUGCAUACCGGAGAGAAACCAUAUCGUUGUAGAGAAUGUGGUAAAGCCUUUAGCCAGUGUUCAACCCUCACUGUACAUCAGAGAAUUCAUACUGGAGAGAAACUCUAUAAAUGUAGUGAAUGUGAAAAGGCCUUCAACUGUAGAGCAAAACUUCACAGGCAUCAAAGAAUCCAUACAGGCGAGAAACCCUACAAAUGUAGUGAAUGUGGGAAAGGUUACAGCCAGUUUACAUCUCUAGCUGAACAUCAGAGAUUUCAUUCUGGAGAACAACUGUAUAAAUGCCUGGAAUGUGGGAGAACCUUCACACGUAUUGCAACCCUUAUUGAACAUGAGCGAAUUCACACCGGACAAAAACCUUAUCAAUGCAACGAAUGUGAGAAAGCCUUCAACCAGUAUUCGUCCUUUAAUGAACAUCGAAAAAUUCAUACUGGGGAAAAACUUUAUACAUGUGAUGAAUGUGGGAAAGCCUUUGGUUGCAAAUCUAACCUUUAUAGGCAUCAGAGAAUUCAUACUGGAGAGAAACCGUAUCAGUGUAAUCAGUGUGGAAAGGCUUUCAGCCAGUAUUCAUUUUUAACUGAACAUGAGAGGAUCCAUACUGGAGAGAAACUGUAUAAAUGUAUAGAAUGUGGGAAAGCCUACAGUUACAGAUCAAACCUUUGUAGACACAAAAAAGUUCACACUAAAGAGAAACUCUAUAAAUGGAAGGAAUAUGGGAAACCUUCCAUCUGCAGCUCCUCACUUACUCAGUAUCAGAGAUUUCUUAGAGGAGAUAAGGCCUAUGAGGUUUAGUUCAUCUCUCAAAUAAUCCAAGACUUCUCAUUGGGGAAUAAGGAGAAUAAUAAGUAGGGUGCAAACUCCUAAUAGAUUUAAGUCUUUUUUACUUCUGAAGAAAAUAUGUUAGUUGCCACUAAGUAAUGGUAAAAUUGAUUAGUGAAGUUAUGAAGAGCACUGCUUGUUAAGUUUUAAAAGAACCAUGUUGUGGUUUAUGGCCAUGCUUGCCAGUUUUGAUGGGGUUAAAAAAAAAAGAAAAAAAAGAACCAUAAAUUCUAAUGUUUCUAAAAUCCUAUAAAUGAUUUUUUAAUUCAUAGAAAAAAUGUAAAAGGCCCAACUUUUUUAAAAAUUAUGAAAAAUAGUUGAAUAUACAUAUUGCUUAUAUCAUAAGACCAUAUUCCCUUUAUAAGAGUAAGCUUCAAUAUGUGAAAUUUCUUUUAAAAACAGUCACUGAGUUAUUAAUAAUGUGAAUAAGUUCACAGCCUUUGUUAAAGUAGUGGGCCAACAUAGGAAGCACUCCUUUUCAUAAAGAGAAGCUAAACAUAAAAAGGAAAUUCUUUAAAUUUAACUCUUUAUGUGGAAAUAAUAAUGCUGUUUUUAUGAGCUUUCCCACCAGCAACUUAUAUGUGUAAACAAACAUAUAUAUGUGUAUGUGCGUGUGCGUGUGCGUGUGCGUGUGUGUGUGUGUGUGUGUGGAUACACAUACACAUGCAGCUUUGGGAAACAUUUUUUCAAAAGUCCUUUAUUAUUAAAAAAUGUAGUUUUAUUAAUUUAGAAUUUAGUUCUUAGAAUUAUGCCCAAAGGUAGACUCUGUUUCUUUUACUUUCUUCUGUUAUUUCCUAAUUUGAUGUGGUUUUAUAUAACUGAACAGAGUACUAUUAUAGUAGGGUAGAAGUUGCAUUAACUGAAGCAGUUGGAAAAACUGUAAUGAACAUACUUUGUUAUCUGUUGCAGAAGGUAUAUAUUUGGCAGAAUCUCAGGCUAUGUGUCUGGUAGCUCAUUAGAACCAGGAGAGAUUUUCGUUUAAUUAUAACCUUUCACUGUACUAAUGAAGAAUUGGAACUUAAUGAAGUUCCAAGACUAGAAUCUAGGUAUUCGGUUCUGGUGUUUUGAGAUAAUUAUAGGCUCAUUUCUAACCUGAGGUUCCAAGAGAACUAUUUGCUUUAUAGCCUGGUUAGACAUAGUUGCAGUAAUUUAAAGUUAUUGUUUUAUCUUUAAGGGUUUCCUCUCGCCUUAAUCUUAAUAAUUGACUCAUAACUAUAUUCUUUUUUCUUAUGAGUCCCUAAUUAUGCUUGCUUUUAUUAUAAUUGUACUUAAAUCCUUAAAGCUAGCUGAGCUCCAGAUAGUGUUUUUGGAGGCUCCACCUAUAAGGUUGCCUUCUUAUUACACAUAUUUUAGGAAUUAUUUUGUGUAGUUAUAUAUGAAGACUUUAUUAUUAGGCAUUCUUUUCAUCAUUUUAAAUGUUUAAUUCCCCUCCAGGCCUUUUUCCUCCAAUUUUAUAUUUGACUUUCAUUCAAUUAACAGUUGGUAUCAUUAAACAAAAAAAAGAUUCUAAUACAAUUAGCUAGACCUUCUGAGAAAGAUACAGAAUUAAACUCAAGCAUUUAGUAUAGUAUAUUCCUUAAUUGACUGGUUUUAGCUUAUCAGAAAGUAAUUGUUUUAUGUACUUAAAUACAUUACAAAGAAAAUGAGGUGUUUAAACAGACCUCAAUAUUUAACAUUGUACCCAAUAGUGGUGAGCUUGCUUAGUAUCCAAAUUUUGGUUUCUAAGUGCCAUUCCCCACUAAAAGGAACCAGGGUUCCUUGGAGAAAUAGCUGAUUCCAUGUUUGGAGCAGGGGAAGUGGGUGGUGUGACUAAAAUUUUUUUAAUUAAGAAAAUAAGCAAAAUAGUAUUUGAAGACUAAUGGGGUAAUGUCAGAAGGGGAUAGCCAACUGACCAAAUAUAGGACAACUUAAAAUAAAAAAGAAUAAUCACUGAUAUUGCUAAUAAUAUUAAGAAGGAAAAGAAGUUCAUAAUGAUGAAAGUAGAGAAAAAAACUUUAUAAAAUUAUUUGAAGUAUGUCUUUUAAAUGUACACAGAAUGAUAGAUUUGGAAAAAGUUACCAUUUUAAAUCCUUAAUGUAAUUAAAUCUGGCAAAAAUGUAUGGUAAAACCCAUUAGGUGAAAAAGGUUUUAAGGAACUUGGUUUAAAAAGUUUCAGAAGAAAUAAUUGCCUUUACAAUAAGUUUUGGCUGUCAAACUGCAUUUCACUCCUUCUGGAAUGAGCCAACAUUAUGUGGCUCCUGAUGGGAUUCAGUAUAAAGCAUAUGUGAUCAUCCUUGAUGUAUUGCCAAAAAUGUUCCCCCCAAAUUUAAUUAAAUCUCUUACCUAGACUUACUUUCCUGUUUAAAGAAAUACAAGGAAUAGAAGAACAAGUUAAAUUACACAGUAUGGAAAUAGACAAAUCCAGAGUUGGUACAGAACAACAGGUCUAAACUUUUCAAAAAGCAAAUGUAAUAAAACAAAAAGUGGUCUCUUCUAAAUUAAGACAAGAGACAUAACUAAAUGGAAAGUGUGAUCUUUUAUUAGCUUCUGAUUCAUUAAAAAAAUUAACCUAUAAAAGACAUGUGGGAGGAUAUUUGGGGAAAUAUGAAGAUGGAAUGGGUAUUAGAAAAUGUGGUAUGUUGAUUUUUCUAGAAGUGAUAAUUGAGUUAUAUAGGAUAAUGUUCUAAUUCUUAGGAGAUGCAUGCAGAAGUUUUUUUAGGUUUGAAAAGUCACGAUGUCUGCAGCAUAUUUUCAAAUAAAUAUUUACAAAAUUAGUCAACUGUUUUUUUGUGGUGGAUGUAGAAAUGUUCGUUGGUUGUUUAAAAAAUUUUCUAUAUAUGUAAAUUUUUAAUAAAAAUGCAAAAAUUGAUUGGAUAAAGUACUGAAUAUUAAUCUUUCUAUCAGAAUUCUCCCUUUAUAUUCUUAGGAAGUUCCUGUUUUAGAGUUUAUCUUCCGGGGAUGUAAUCAAUGGAAAGAAAGUAACUUUGGUUGGUACUGGUUCCACUUAAAAUGGAAUAAGCAUGCCCCACUUUAUCUUUCAUGCUAAAUGUAACUAAUGCAUGGAGCAGCUGUCUGGGAACCCUCGAAAGUAAUGGUAACAGGCUGUAAUUUGAAACAAGAUCAUUGUGGCACUCCUGGGGAUUCUUGUGAUGAGGACAGUGAUGGCUGAGCAGGCAUCUACACCUCAAAGUUAGGAACCCUUCACUCUGGUUAGAGGAUCUGUGGGACAAAAAGGGUUAGGAGAAUCCCCAUUGCUUUUCUUCCCUCACUAUCUUCCUGCUACUUGGACCUGGAGGUGAUGUAUUCAUUAGGUGUAUUAGCAGAGAGGAGAAACCCUUGGGUUUCUAACUUGAAGACUGGGAAGAGGAAGUGGCUCCUGAGAUCUGGAAGGCAACAAGGUAGUGAAAGAUAAGGAAGCUCAAGAAAGUGAUCUCAUACAGUUGUUUAUGCGAUUUGUUCUAUAUAUGUGUAGGUCUGACCUGGUAAUUGUUCAGUCUGACAUUGGGCAUAUAAGACAGAUCCAGAUAGCACUGAAAAUACUUAGAAAACUGGACUGACAUUAGAACCACAGCCCACAGGAGAUGGAUUGGAACUGGCGACCAAGACCAGCCAGUUAAAUUGACUGCUGAAAAAAAUACCCCAACAUUUUCCAGAAGAAUUAAAUACCCAGAGGCUCAUAAUACUCAAAACAUCCAAGAUGCAAUGCAGAAUCACAUGAAAUACAUGAAUCAGGAAAUUUUCAACAAUUCAAAGGAAAGACACAACAGACAGUAACCCCAAGAUGACACAGAUGUUGGAAUUAUGAGAAAGACUUUAAAGUAGAUAUUAUAAAAAACGUUUCAGAAAGUGUGACCAUUCCAGAAAUGGAUGGAAAUGUCAAUUGUUUCAGCAGGAAAAAAAUAAUUUGACUCAUUUCUGAUGGAAUAUGAUAGAAGUGAGGCCAUGUCACUUAAAAGACUGGGUUAUGAAAAGACUGCGGCUUCUGCAUAGGCAUGCACUCUCUUGAAUUACUUGACCUUUGGGAAGCCGGUUGCCAUAUUGUGAGGACACUUAGCCUAUGGAGAGUUCCAUGUAUUAAGAAACUGAAGCUCAUGGCCAACAGCCAGCAAGAAACUGUGGCCUUCGAGCUACCAUGUGAGUGAGCUUAGAAGUAGAUCCUUCACCUGAGCCUUCAAAUAAGACUGCAGCCACAGCCAACUACUUGCCCAUAACCUCAUGUGAGACGCUGAGCCAGAAAGAACUAGCUAAACCACUCACUUCUGGCUUCUUAACCCCCAGAAACUCUGGGUUAGUAAGUGAACCAGUAGGUUUUAGGGUAAUUUAUUAUGCAGCAAUAGAUAACUAAUACAGAACUUGGUACUUAGAGGUGAGUUGCUAUAAUGAAAACCCAAAAUAUGGGAGUGGAUUUGGAACUUGGCAGUGGGUGUUAAGUAGGCAUGUGCUGGUAAAAACCUAAAGUGCUUUGAAGAAACUACUUGUAGAAGCAUCAUAGUCUUUGACAAGACUGUAGAUGAGGACUUUUAGAAAAGCAAGGUUAAGUAUUGGAAAACUGGAGGAAGGAAGAACUUACAUAGUGGCAGACUAAAAGUAAAACAUGUGCCUAAUAUGAUAUCACUAAAGAGAUUUCCUGGCAGAGUGUUGAAGGUGCCAUCUGGCUUCUCGAUUGUAGUAAAAUAUGAGGAGAGAUUAAAAAACUAUAGGAAAGACCAUUAAACAAAAAGGAUCCAGGGCUUGAUGGUUUUGGAGAUAGUCGCAUCAAGACAACAGGAGAUGCUAAAAUUAAGAAAUUACUUCUUUGAGCAAAGAUCAAAUUUAGAGAAUUCCCUGGAAAGCACCCUCCAAUGAUGAAGCUCAUUAUAAUAUUUAAUAAAAAUUAAUAAGAGUUGACAAGGAUGUGGAAAAAUUGGAACCCUCAUACACUGAUGGUGGGAGUAUAAAAUGGUGCAGCCUCUUUGGAACACAGACUGGAAUUUACUUCAAAGAUUAAAUAUAGUAUAAUCAUGUGACUUAGCAAUUCCACUCUUAAAUUUAUACCCAAGAGAAUGAAAACAUUUAUAUGUGUACACAAAGGUUCAUAGCAGCAUUAUUCAUAAUAGAAAGUGGAGGCAACCCAGUGUUCAUCAACUGAUGAAUGAAUAGGUGAAAUGCAGCAUAUUUGUAUAAUGAAAUAUUGUUUGUCAAUAAAAAGAAAGAAAACACUGAAUAAAUAAAUGCUACAACAUGGGUCAACCUUGAAAACAUGCUGAGUGAAGGAAGCCAGUAACAAAGGACCACAUAUUAUAUGGUUCCAUUUAUAUGUGAUUUUCAGAAUAAGUACAUCUGUAGAGACAAAGUAGAUUAUCGAUCUCCAAGGGCUUUAGAGAAUUGGAGGAAAUGUGGGCCGAUGGCUAAUGGAUGUGGAGUUUCUUUUUGGAAUGAUGAAAAUGUUCUAAAAUCAUGCUAAUUAUUCCAUAACUCUGAAUAUACUACAAGGCGUUAUAUGGGUGAAUUGCAUGGAAUGUAAAUUUAUAUAAAGAUGGUACACUUUAUAUGGGUGAAUUGCAUGAUAUGUGAAUUCUAUCUCAAUUAAGUUUGUUGUAAAGAGCCUAUUGCAAAUGCUUAUCUGUUAAUGCCAAUCUGUAAUAAAAAUGUUAUGUAUUUCA
Callithrix jacchus (white-tufted-ear marmoset) is the source of this 15668-nucleotide messenger RNA. Lineage: Eukaryota; Metazoa; Chordata; Mammalia; Primates; Cebidae. The record is from RefSeq and is a predicted model, not a curated record.